Molecule: messenger RNA, 1104 nt
Organism: Bacidia gigantensis
Lineage: Eukaryota; Fungi; Ascomycota; Lecanoromycetes; Lecanorales; Ramalinaceae
Gene: VMA6
Product: H(+)-transporting V0 sector ATPase subunit d
Exons: 4
Coding region: 1-1104 (367 amino acids)
Biological process (GO): vacuolar transport; vacuolar acidification; proton transmembrane transport
Cellular component (GO): fungal-type vacuole membrane; vacuolar proton-transporting V-type ATPase complex; proton-transporting V-type ATPase, V0 domain
Molecular function (GO): proton-transporting ATPase activity, rotational mechanism
Source: RefSeq, a predicted model, not a curated record
AUGGAAGGCCUCUUCUUUAAUAUCAACGGCGGAUAUGUCGAAGGCAUUGUUCGAGGCUACCGCAACACACUCUUGACAGGCCAGAGCUAUGGAAACCUGACGCAAUGCGAGACGAUAGAUGAUGUUAAAUUACAACUCUCACCUGCUUAUGGCGACUUCCUUGCCUCCCUCCCACCUAAUCCUUCAACCUCUUCACUUGCCAAUAAGACGACCGAUAAGCUCGUCGCAGAGUUCAGAUACUUGCAGGGUCAAGCAACUGGGACUCUGUCGAAGUUCAUGGAGUACCUCACCUACGGAUACAUGAUUGACAAUGUCGCAUUACUGAUCACAGGCACUCUCCACGAAAGAGAUACCAAAGACUUGUUGGAGAGAUGUCAUCCACUAGGGUGGUUUGAGGCGAUGCCAGUACUUUGCGUUGCGACCAAUAUCGAAGAGCUGUAUAACUCAGUACUAGUGGAGACACCGUUAGCGCCAUAUUUCAAGGGCUCACUCAGCCAUCAAGACUUAGAUGAGCUUAAUAUAGAGAUCAUCCGCAAUACAUUGUACAAGAACUACUUGGAAGACUUUUACAAGUUUACUACAGAACACCCGGAACUGAGGGGAACGCCGACAUCUGAUGUCAUGGCAGAAGUCCUCGACUUUGAGGCAGACCGCAGAGCAAUCAACAUUACACUAAAUUCAUUUGGAACCGAGCUGUCAAAACAAGAUCGAAGGAAGCUUUACCCAGAGUUUGGCAGACUUUAUCCAGAAGGCACAUUGAUGCUUUCGCGAGCAGACGAUAUCGACGGUGUUUCGCUUGCCGUGAGCGGAGUCUCUGACUAUAAGUCAUUCUUCGAUGCUGUAGGAAUGAAUGGUGGCAUGAGCGCUUCGGGUCCGGGCAACAUGGCAGGUGGCAGCGGUGGCGAAAACAAGAGUCUUGAAGACAUGUUCUAUCAGAAAGAGAUGGAGAUAUCGAAGUUGGCGUUCACCAGACAAUUUACACAUGCAGUGAUAUACGCAUGGGUGAAGCUGAGAGAGCAGGAAAUACGAAACAUUACCUGGAUCGCAGAGUGCAUAGCACAGAACCAGAAAGAGCGUAUAGGCAAUUACAUAAGUGUAUUCUGA